Trichoderma citrinoviride is the source of this 3453-nucleotide messenger RNA. RefSeq lists its product as hypothetical. Gene Ontology annotation, biological process: coenzyme A metabolic process; isoprenoid biosynthetic process; ergosterol biosynthetic process. Gene Ontology annotation, molecular function: protein binding; hydroxymethylglutaryl-CoA reductase (NADPH) activity. Lineage: Eukaryota; Fungi; Ascomycota; Sordariomycetes; Hypocreales; Hypocreaceae. The transcript has 2 exons. The record is from RefSeq and is a predicted model, not a curated record. Gene Ontology annotation, cellular component: endoplasmic reticulum membrane; peroxisomal membrane. The coding region runs from base 1 to 3453 and encodes 1150 amino acids.
AUGAAUCCCUCCACGCUGCUUCCCAGCCGCUUUCGCGGGGAGCCUGCUCCGACCCAAGCCGCGGCCCCGUCACGUCUGAACAAGCGCAUCACCCCGGUGCUCCAGUUCCUGGCCAAGGUGGCUUGUUCCCAUCCUAUACAUACCAUUGGUGUCAUUGCCCUCUUGGCCAGCACAUCCUAUGUUGGCUUGCUCCAAGAGACCCUGCUCGGCAACACCCCCAGCGUGAGCAAGGCGGAAUGGGCGUCGCUGGCUGAGGGCAGCAGAGACUUGAUAGCCGGUCCCGAGACGGGCUGGAAGUGGCAAAACGUGGAACAGAGCUCUGGCUCUGUUGAAGGAGCCGACCACCUUGCCCUCUUGACUCUUGUCUUCCCCGAGAUCGUCUCCGCGGACUCGGCUGUUGCUGCUCCCCAUGCCCACGCUGUGCGUACUCCCCAGAACCUCUCCAUCACGGCCCUGCCCGCCACGAUCAACUCCUUUGCCGCCUAUGCGGGUGACAGCGUCUUGGCGUACUCUUUGCCCUAUGAGCAGGCACCGGAGUUUGUCACCGCUGUACAGGAGAUACCCGUCGAGAAUGCCCAGGAGAUGGAGACUCAACAUGGCCGUGAGAAGAAGAUGUGGAUCAUGAAGGCUGCCAAGGUCGACGUGGGCAACAACCUCGUGCUGCGAGCUCGCGAGUCUUGGUUCAACUUUCUUGACCUGCUGAAGAAUGCUGGCGGACUGGACAUUACCAUCAUGGUUUUGGGCUACCUUGCCAUGCACCUCACGUUUGUCUCUCUGUUCCUGUCCAUGCGCCGACUGGGUUCCAACUUCUGGCUGGGCACAACCACGCUCUUCUCUUCUACUUUCGCUUUCCUCUUCGGCUUGGCCGUUACCACUAGUCUUGGUAUUCCCAUCAGCGUUCUUUUGCUUUCCGAGGGCCUUCCUUUCCUCGUCGUCACCAUUGGCUUCGAGAAGAACAUUGUCCUCACCAAGGCUGUGUUGAGCCAUGCCAUCGAGCACCGCGCGCAGGAGACGAAGAAGGGUAAGCAGGUCAAGCAGGAGAAUGUCAUCUCCUACGCCGUCCAGGCUGCGAUCAGGGAGAAGGGCUACGACAUCGUUUGCGACUACGCCAUGGAGAUCUUCGUCCUGAGCCUUGGCGCCGCCUCUGGCGUGCAGGGCGGUCUCCAGCAGUUCUGUUUUCUGGCCGCCUGGAUCCUCUUCUUCGACUGCAUCCUGCUCUUCACCUUUUACACGGCCAUCCUGAGCAUCAAGCUGGUCAUCAACCGCAUCAAGCGUCACGUCGAGAUGCGCAUGGUCCUCGAGGCCGAUGGCGUCAGCCGCCGUGUUGCUGAGAAUGCCGCCACCAGUGCUGAUGGCCCGACCUCCAAGGAGAAUGCGCUGUUUGGCAAGAACGUCAAGAGCACCAGCAUUCCCAAGUUCAAGGGCCUGAUGGUCUCUGGCUUCAUCCUCGUCAACCUCAUCAACGUCAUCACGAUCUUGUUCCGCAACGGCGCUUCCAUCUCCAACAUUCGUUCACUGGUGGGCGGACUCAGCGGUGUCGUCUCUACUCCCCCCAUCGACCCGUUCAAGGUUGCGUCCAAUGGCCUCGACGCCAUCUUGGACAUGGCCAAGGCCAAGGGCUCUGCCGUCCUCGUGAGCAUCAUCACGCCCAUCAAGUAUGAGCUCGAGUAUCCUUCCGUUCACUACGCCCUGCCUUCAGCCACCGGGCCAUCCGAGGGCGAGCUUUUCGGCGUUGGAGGCCGUGUCGUCGGUGGUAUCCUCAGCAGUCUCGAAGACCCCGUCCUCUCCAAGUGGAUCGUGGCCGCUCUCGCCCUCAGCGUUGGUCUCAAUGGCUAUCUCUUCAAUGUGGCCCGGUGGACCAUCAAGGACCCCAACACUCCUGACCACCAGAUUGACCGCAACGAGCUCGCCCGCGCGCAGCGCUUCAACGACACCCCUACCGCCACUCUGCCUCUUGGCGAAUAUGUGCCCCCGACCCCUCAGCAGACUCAGCCAGCCACUCCUGCCAUUACGGAUGACGAGAGCGACACUGAGGCUAAGAAGCCCAAGGUGGAGGCUGAGAACCGCAGCUUGGCCGUCCUGGAGAAGAUGCUCGCCGAGAAGCGCGUCAGCGAGAUGACGGACGAAGAGGUCGUCGAACUGUCGAUGCGCGGCAAGAUCCCUGGUUAUGCCCUCGAAAAGACUCUCAAGGACUUUACCCGCGCCGUCAAGGUUCGCAGGACCAUCAUCUCUCGCACCCGAGCCACUUCUGAGAUUACCAGCGUGUUGGAGAACUCGAAGCUGCCUUACCGACACUACGACUGGGAGCGCGUGUUUGGAGCCUGCUGUGAGAACGUCAUUGGUUACAUGCCCAUCCCCGUCGGUGUCGCCGGUCCUCUUGUCAUUGAUGGACAGAGCUUCUUCAUCCCCAUGGCUACUACCGAGGGUGUCCUUGUCGCCAGCACCAGCCGAGGCUGCAAGGCCAUCAACUCUGGUGGCGGUGCCGUGACUGUUUUGACUGCUGACGGUAUGACCCGAGGACCUGUUGUUAGCUUCGAGACCCUGGACCGCGCCGGCGCUGCCAAAAUCUGGCUUGACUCUGAGGAGGGCCAGACGACGAUGAAGAACGCUUUCAACUCGACGAGCCGAUUCGCCCGACUGCAGACGAUGAAGACGGCCAUUGCCGGCACCAACCUGUACAUCCGCUUCAAGACGACGACCGGUGACGCCAUGGGCAUGAACAUGAUUUCCAAGGGCUGCGAGCACGCUCUCAACGUGAUGCAGAACGAGGCCGGCUUCGACGACAUGGUGAUUGUCUCUCUUUCCGGAAACUACUGCUCGGACAAGAAACCCGCUGCCAUCAACUGGAUCGAAGGCCGUGGCAAGAGCGUUGUUGCGGAAGCCAUCAUCCCCGGUGAAGUCGUCAGGAGCGUCCUCAAGACGGAUGUCGACUCUCUGGUCGAGCUCAACACGUCCAAGAACAUGAUCGGAUCUGCCAUGGCUGGUUCGAUUGGUGGUUUCAACGCCCACGCCGCCAACAUUGUCGCCGCCAUGUACCUCGCCACUGGCCAGGAUCCCGCACAGGUCGUGGAGAGUGCCAACUGCAUUACCAUCAUGAAGAAUCUCCGUGGCUCUCUCCAAAUCUCGGUUUCCAUGCCCUCUCUGGAGGUCGGUACUCUUGGCGGUGGCACCAUCCUGGACCCCCAGGGAUCCAUGCUGGAGCUGCUCGGCGUCCGAGGAUCUCACCCCACCAACCCCGGAGACAACGCCCGCCGCCUUGCUCGCAUCAUCGCCGCAGCCGUCCUGGCGGGUGAGCUGUCGCUUUGCAGUGCCCUCGCCGCCGGCCACCUGGUCAAGGCUCACAUGGCGCACAACCGAAGCGCCGCACCUUCAGGGGCCCCCUCAAGAGCGAUGACCCCGGCUCCCUCGUCACAAUCCUUGGCCAUGUCCAAUGGAUCUGCGGUUCGGAGGUGA